Molecule: messenger RNA, 270 nt
Organism: Plenodomus lingam JN3
Lineage: Eukaryota; Fungi; Ascomycota; Dothideomycetes; Pleosporales; Leptosphaeriaceae
Source: RefSeq, a predicted model, not a curated record
AUGAAGAAUGAUGGAAUGACGAUUGGAAACCAUGGUGCGUGCAACAGUACCCCCAUAGGACUACUGGAGCAGCCAAUGAGGGGUCUACAUCGGUAUUUCAGCAAUGACUACGAAAGAGUGAAUGUCUAUUCAGGACAGCAAAGCCCUCUCGCCCUCGUCGGAAGCGCCAGCGCUAAAAGAAGAAAAAGUGGCGAGCCCGUUGCUUCAGCUGCCCAAGUCAGCCCUGCGCAGGCUGCCGUGAUUGGUGUCCCCGCCUGGACCAGCCCGUGA